CCCUGCCUGUCAGUUAGCGACAAGACUCCCCCCCUCUCUGCCUGCCGAGCACAAACGCUGUCGGGAGAGUAAAUACAGAAAGCCCCAAGAUGGCGGAGUCACUGAGCUUCAUUCACUUUGGUGCAGCGACCAAAAGCCCGCUCGCCAAACCGAAAGAGCGGAAAGUAGCGUCGGAGACCCGGCCGCAGUCUUCCCGGGACAUUCACCCGCCGCCGCCCAAGCGAAUCCGAAACGACGAGAAGAGCCUUAAACCUAAGAAACUAAACGGGGAAGGAGGUGCAGGGGGAGGUGGCGGCGCAGUGGAGAAGCAGCACCAGAAGCAGAGUUCAGGCAACCCGACAACAUGGAGCUUCAGCCCGGUCAAGGCGAGCAGCAACUCAUCCGCGCCCCUCGAGCCUCCCAUUCACAAAGUGUUCAAGCAGAGCGCUUUCCUCGCCUCGCAUACCAAACCACCAUCCAAAAAGCCCAAGGAAAAACGAGUGAAAGAGAAGGAUUUCAAGGAAAAGAAGAAACAUAAACCAAUCCCUGGUACUCCUGGAGAUAAUAUUAGCAGCAGUCUGAGUAACGUCACUUCAGUAAUGAAGAAGGAGAACGGGGAGAUGAACUUGGUGCAGAAAGACCACAACAGGAAGGACAAGACGAAGGACAAGACGAAGGACAAGACGAAGGACAAGACGAAGGACAAGACGAAGGAGAAGACGAAGGAGAAGAAGAAACACAAAGUGAUGAAUGAGAUCAAGAGGGAGAACGGAGAGGUGAAGGUCCUUCAGAAAGACAAGCAGAAACCCAAAAUAAACUCGGAGGAGCUCCAGAUUAAGAAGGUGAAGAAGAAAAAGAAGAAGAAGCACAAAGAGGGAGAGAGAAUGAAGGAGAAGUGGAAACGGCCCAAGAUGUACAGCAGGUCCAGCCAGACGAUGUGUGCUGGUCUCCUCUCUGAGCUCCACGCAGGCCUGGCCUCCAAACAACACCACCACCACGGCCACACAGAGUUCAAACCCCCGCUCCCCGUCCACCACACCUCCACCACCUCAUCCACCAAACAGGAGAACUGCUACAGCCCCUCUCCAGCUCUGUCCCUCUCCAAGCCCCUAUGGAGCAGCAGUAGUAGCAGUAGCAGUAGCAUUAGCAGUUGGGACCCAGCAUCCCCCAUGACAUCCCCCCUUCAGACCUCCCAGAUCCCCAAGCCCCAGCCACGGUGCCCCCAGCCUGGCUUUGAGAACCUGGAGUUUGCCCGUUUCAUCCAUGUAGAGGAACAACCCAACGGCGGUGCCCUGGUGGCACACGGCUACUCCAGCGAGCUCUCGGCCCUGUCUCCAGCGGAGAUGCAGCGGUUCGCCCAGGAGUUUGUUACCCUAGCCUUCAGCGAGGACCCGUCGUCCCAGGCCGCUCACUACGUGAUGGGCAUCAUCCACGGGGCGGCCUCCUACCUGCCAGACUUCUUGGACUACUUCUCCUGGAAGUUCCCCUCAUCGCCGGUCAAGAUGGAGAUCCUGGGGAAGAAGGACAUAGAGACUACCACCAUGCUCAACUUCUACAAUCAGGUGAGGACGCUGUUUGUUUGUUUUAGCGCUGGCUGCUGUAUUUGUAACAGUAUUUGAUGCUAAAUGUGUUAC
Coregonus clupeaformis (lake whitefish) is the source of this 1613-nucleotide messenger RNA. Its product is annotated as lysine-specific demethylase RSBN1L-like. The transcript has 3 exons. Gene Ontology annotation, cellular component: nucleus. The record is from RefSeq and is a predicted model, not a curated record. Bases 90 to 1598 code for a protein of 502 amino acids. NCBI's taxonomy places the organism in Eukaryota, Metazoa, Chordata, Actinopteri, Salmoniformes, Salmonidae.